AUGAACUUAUUACAAGAAAACCAAACUGCAUCUACUUACGUUUAUAAAACAGCUUGGAGUAGUCACAAUCCAUCGGAAAAUUUAAAUUUUGACGAAAGAUUGUGUCUUGAAAAUGAAAUCUCUGUUCAUGAGUCAGAAGCUUUUGAUAUCAAGAUAAACAGUGGUAAACUACCUUUUAAUAAUAUACCGCUUAUCACUGAUAGCUUGAAUGAAACCGUUUGA
Molecule: messenger RNA, 222 nt
Organism: Clunio marinus
Lineage: Eukaryota; Metazoa; Arthropoda; Insecta; Diptera; Chironomidae
Source: the annotation of a GenBank genome assembly